UGCCAUCACCGUCAGGGCGCUGCUCACAUUGUAGAGAUGCUGAUGAAGAUGGACGCUGCCAGGCCGACUUUCCUUUUAACCCUGUGCCUCACCUGUGUGCCUUCAAAUGAAUCUUGUGGGGAUUUGGAAUAUUGUGAAAAGAUCAGCCUGAGAGCUUCGCUUGGCUCAUCUUUGUUUCUACCGUGCUCUAUUAAAACAAGCAACCCCAAAUGGGUGAUUUGGAGCCACACUGCCAAAGAGAAGGCAGAUUUGGUCAAACUUACACCUGAAGGCCACAUUAUGUUCCUGGACCCCAGAAACGGCCGAGUGAAAGUCUUUCCAAUCCAGGCCUCAGACGGGAACUUCUCCAUCAGAAUUGAUGAGCUUGAAAAAGCUGAUCUGGGAUGUUACAAUUGUGGAUGGACCUGUCUUCAAGUGGUGGAUGGCAGAAAUUCAAGUGGAAGUAUUCAGCCACUGAUUCACAUGGGUGCUCGUGUGGCUGCUCUCCUUCUGCUCAGUGUUGGUGGCUUAUACUGCUGCAAGAAAUGCAGAGUUCUCCAUAACAACAAAACUCAGGACACUGCAAACAGUCCCACACAUGCAGGUACUGAGGAGGAACACAAAAGUGAAGAGCCACAGAAACCUUCCUCCACCUCACUUUCAUCUUCAGAAGCGGAAAAAACAAAAGGAAGUAUAAGAUAAAGGAGAAG
Messenger RNA from Archocentrus centrarchus (flier cichlid), 689 nucleotides. RefSeq lists its product as uncharacterized. Bases 37 to 681 code for a protein of 214 amino acids. Gene Ontology annotation, biological process: T cell costimulation; immune response; negative regulation of T cell proliferation. Lineage: Eukaryota; Metazoa; Chordata; Actinopteri; Cichliformes; Cichlidae. The record is from RefSeq and is a predicted model, not a curated record. Gene Ontology annotation, cellular component: external side of plasma membrane. The transcript has 5 exons.